Messenger RNA from Juglans microcarpa x Juglans regia, 2505 nucleotides. RefSeq names its product probable serine/threonine-protein kinase At1g54610. The transcript has 7 exons. Gene Ontology annotation, molecular function: cyclin-dependent protein serine/threonine kinase activity; ATP binding; RNA polymerase II CTD heptapeptide repeat kinase activity. Gene Ontology annotation, cellular component: cyclin-dependent protein kinase holoenzyme complex; nucleus. The coding region runs from base 522 to 2201 and encodes 559 amino acids. Lineage: Eukaryota; Viridiplantae; Streptophyta; Magnoliopsida; Fagales; Juglandaceae. The record is from RefSeq and is a predicted model, not a curated record. Gene Ontology annotation, biological process: positive regulation of transcription elongation by RNA polymerase II; protein phosphorylation.
UCAAAGACCCAAGAGAGAGAGUGAUCCAUAAAUAUUCCUUCUUUUUUUCUAGUACACAAAUCUUUGAAUCUGAGCUGUGCAAGUCCGACUGAAAACUCACUCUCAUAAAUCCCAAAAUCCUCACUCUAUACACAAACACACACACAAAAGAAGUUUUUUUUUUUUUUUUUAAUUGUUUCUCUGUGCUUUUCCUUUUUCAAGUGUUUGCUUGUUGCUGUUGUGUGUGUAUAGACCAUAGAGGGGUCGAUUUUAAGUUAUUUAUUAAUUUAUUUAUUUAACGACUGUGCCACGAUUUGUGGGAAACUCCAAAUCAUUGCUCUUCCUCACUUUUGUCUCCAAAAAGCUUCGCCCUCUUCAAUUAGCGUAUGCACAUUCUGUAAUCAAUCCAGCACUCCCUUUUUUAUCCCAUUAGGGUUUCGGCGUGUUUCUGUGUGUGUGAUUCGUUGAUUGGGGAGGUUGUGUUUGGAUGCGGAGAAAGUUGCGGGAAAUGUGGUGAGAGGAUGAGUCGAUGAGAGAGUGGGAUGGGGUGUGUGUUUGGGAGAGAAGUGUCGGCGAAGCUGAGUGAGGCACAGAAGGAGAGGAAGCAGGAAAAGGUUAGGGCUGAGAGAGCUGAGGUUGAGGUUGGGGAGGCUCACAACGGCGGAAAUCGGAAGGAGAAUGAGGAGGGGGAGGAGGAGGAGGAGAGGAGUGCGCGGCCUCGGAGAAGGUCUUCGAGGCCGAGGCCGAAUCCGCGGUUGAGCAAUCCGCCGAAGCACGUGUAUGGAGAACAGGUGGCCGCCGGCUGGCCCUCUUGGCUCUCCGCGGUCGCCGGCGAAGCCAUCAAUGGCUGGACGCCCCGGCGAGCCGACACCUUUGAGAAGCUCGAUAAGAUUGGGCAAGGUACAUACAGUAAUGUCUACAAAGCCAGGGAUGCUUUGACGGGAAAGAUUGUUGCAUUGAAGAAGGUUCGAUUUGACAAUUUGGAGCCUGAGAGCGUAAAGUUCAUGGCCAGAGAGAUUCUCAUCCUGCGCCGUUUAGAUCAUCCCAAUGUUGUAAAAUUGGAAGGUCUGGUGACUUCGAGGAUGUCCUGUAGUUUAUACCUUGUAUUUGAAUAUAUGGAGCAUGAUUUGGCUGGCCUUGCUGCAAGCCCUGUAAUCAAGUUCACAGAACCUCAGGUCAAAUGUUAUAUGCACCAAUUAUUAUCUGGGCUUGAACACUGUCACAACCGUAAUGUGCUGCAUCGUGAUAUAAAGGGGUCAAAUCUUUUACUUGACAAUGAAGGAGUUCUUAAGAUUGCUGAUUUUGGAUUGGCUUCGUUCUUCGAUCCUAAUCACAAGCAGCCUAUGACCAGUAGGGUGGUUACUUUAUGGUAUCGGCCUCCAGAACUUCUUCUCGGUGCUACUGAUUAUGGUGUAGGUGUGGACCUCUGGAGUGCUGGUUGCAUUUUAGCUGAGUUGUUGGCAGGGAAGCCUAUCAUGCCUGGUCGCACAGAGGUGGAGCAGCUUCAUAAGAUAUUUAAGCUCUGUGGUUCUCCAUCUGAAGAGUAUUGGAAAAAGUCAAAGUUGCCACAUGCAACCAUAUUUAAGCCCCAACAAUCAUACAAGCGAUGCAUCACAGAGACUUUCAAAGAUUUUCCACCAUCAUCGUUGCCACUAAUCGAGACCCUUCUUGCAAUUGACCCAGCUGAACGUCUGACGGCCACUGCUGCAUUGAGGAGUGAAUUCUUCACAUCUAAACCUUUUGCAUGUGAGCCUUCUAGCCUUCCCAAAUAUCCUCCAAGCAAGGAGAUGGAUGCUAAGCUACGGGACGAGGAAGCUAGAAGAUUGAGAACUGCUGGGAAAGCUAACGCAGAUGGUGUGAAAAGAUCUCGCCAACGUGAUCGAGCUGUAAGGGCAAUUCCUGCUCCAGAAGCAAAUGCUGAGCUUCAAGCCAAUCUUGAUAGGAGGCGGCUAAUAACACAUGCAAAUGCAAAGAGCAAGAGUGAGAAGUUUCCUCCUCCACACCAAGAUGGAACGCUUGGCUAUCCUUUGGGUUCUGCACAUCAUAUGGAUCCAGGUUUUGAUCCUCCUGAGGUUCCAUUCAGUUCUACACACUUCUCAUAUUCAAAACCAUCUAUCCAAACUUGGUCUGGGCCAUUGGUGGAAUCUGCUGCUGGUGGUGCUCCAAGGAGAAAGAAACAUACAUCUGGUGAUGCACAGUCAAAAUCAUCAAAGAAAAGAUAAAAGGGUUCUGCUCGGAUUAAAGAGAAACAGUCAUGUCAUAUAAUCUUAAUUCAUGAGGCUGCAAAUGCUGCUCACUCUCAGUCUUCGUAUAUUCGAGCCGGGAAAGCCAAUUAAAUUAAAAAGAGAGGUAAUACACAUCUUGUAAUUCAGUUUUCACAUUUCUUGUUCUAUUUUUGUAUUGCGAGUCUUCUCAAUAUUGUAUAUUUUUUUUUUAUAUUAUUUCUCUCGAGUUGAAAUACUCUAUUAGGUCAGUCGAACUGUUGAAAUUAUAAUAAACCCUACCUAGUGGUGUUUGAUUUCUGUA